Molecule: messenger RNA, 1044 nt
Organism: Medicago truncatula (barrel medic)
Lineage: Eukaryota; Viridiplantae; Streptophyta; Magnoliopsida; Fabales; Fabaceae
Product: 21 kDa protein
Exons: 1
Coding region: 88-711 (207 amino acids)
Biological process (GO): negative regulation of catalytic activity
Molecular function (GO): enzyme inhibitor activity
Source: RefSeq, a predicted model, not a curated record
UCUCCCUCUACACUACACAGUCACAAACGCAAAGAAACAAACACUCAGCACAAAAAAUAAAAAACAAAAGAAAAACAGUUAGCAUCAAUGACAACCCAAUGCUCUCACAGUUUCCUCCUAUUAUCAAUCCUCUUCUUCGCCACCACAUUCUCCAAUCUCCGUUCAACAACCGCCGACGACGACGCCGAAUUCAUCCGUUCAAGUUGCAACGCAACACUCUACCCUGACAUAUGCUACACUUCCCUCUCUCGUUACGCCAAUGCAGUUCAACAGAAUCCUGGCCAACUCGCUCGCAUCGCCAUAGCCGUAAGCUUCUCCAAAGUCCACCGAACUGCCUCUUAUCUCUCCAAUCUCACUCGCGAAGCAGAUUACAGCGGUAGUUCACGCGCCGCACUCGCUCUCCAUGACUGUUUCUCAAAUCUUGACGAUGCUGUUGAUGAAAUCCGUGGUUCGCUUAAACAGAUGCGGCAGAUUGGAGCCGCCGGAACUGGCGCCGGUGCCGGAGCAGAUUCGUUUCUGUUUCAGAUGAGUAACGUGCAGACGUGGAUGAGUGCGGCGCUUACUGAUGAAGAAACGUGUACGGAUGGAUUUCAAGAUGUAGAAGAUUGUCCGGUGAAAGCGGAUGUACAGAAUCGUGUCUCAAAGGUGAAAAAGUUCACGAGUAAUGCUUUGGCACUUGUUAAUGGUUACGCACAAAAAGGAAUGCCUUGAAUUGAUCAAUUUGUGACCGUUUGAUUUGAUUACUAUUACUUUUUUUCUUCCAAUUUCAGAAUUAUUGUUGAGUUAAUUAAAGUGUAGUGUGUGUGACAGUAGUGUGAACGAGAAAGACGUGAAAUGUGAAUGGUGAAUGUAAAUUAUUAUUAUUAUUAUGGUUUUUGGUUAUAGCUUUGUUGUUACUUGGUAGCAAGAAAAAACAAUCGCAUGUGGCUUCUUCACGAGACUUGUGAGCAUGAAUGAAGUGUGUAUAUAUACGGAAAAGAAGCCACAAUUUAAAAUGUAUCGUAUCGUUUGAAGGUAAAGGCGUUUCAGAGAGUUUUUAUUAAA